GUUGGGGCGGGGCGGGGCGGGGCGGGGCGGGGCGCGGCGUCACGUGGGGGCUCUCGCUCCGGUGGGCGACUAGCCCGCGCCGGGAGCCGCGCCGGAAGUGACGUGGCGGUUGCCGGAAAUGCUGUGCUGGGCGGCGGCACGACGGCGGGCGGGCGGCGAGGAGGGCUCCUGCCGGGCGGCGGCAUGGCGCACAUCACCAUCAACCAGUACCUGCAGCAGGUACAAGAAGCCAUUGACAGCAGAGAUGGACAGUUUUGUGCAGAAUUGGUAUCGUUUAAACACCCUCAUGUCGCAAACCCAAGGCUUCAGCUUCCAUCUCCAGAGGAGAAGUGUCAACAAGUGUUGGAACCACCAUAUGAUGAAAUGUUUGCAGCCCACUUAAGAUGUACUUACGCUGUUGGAAACCAUGACUUUGUAGAAGCAUACAAGUGCCAAACAGUUAUCGUUCAAUCUUUCCUGCGAGCAUUUCAGGCACAUAAGGAAGAAAACUGGGCCUUGCCUAUUAUGUAUGCUGUAGCCCUUGAUCUUCGAAUUUUUGCUAAUAAUGCAGAUCAACAGCUAAUGAAGAAAGGGAAAAGCAAAGUUGGUGACAUGUUGGAGAAAGCAGCAGAACUGCUGAUGAGCUGUUUCCGAGUCUGUGCCAGUGACACUCGAGCAGGCAUCGAAGAUUCCAAGAAGUGGGGCAUGUUGUUUCUCGUGAAUCAGCUGUUCAAAAUUUAUUUUAAGAUCAACAAGCUCCACCUAUGUAAACCCUUAAUUAGAGCAAUUGACAGCUCAAAUCUGAAGGACGAAUACAGUAUGGCACAGCGAGUUACAUACAGAUACUAUGUCGGACGCAAAGCCAUGUUUGACAGUGACUUUAAGCAAGCUGAGGAGUACCUGUCCUUUGCCUUUGAGCACUGUCACCGCUCAAGCCAGAAAAACAAAAGAAUGAUCUUGAUCUACCUGCUGCCAGUAAAGAUGUUGUUGGGCCAUAUGCCAACCGUUCAGCUCUUAAAAAAGUACGACCUUAUGCAGUUUGCUGAAGUAACAAAGGCUGUGAGUGAAGGCAAUCUUCUCCUACUGAAUGAUGCUCUGACAAAGCAUGAGACCUUCUUCAUUCGAUGUGGAAUCUUUCUUAUCCUUGAGAAGCUGAAAAUCAUCACAUACAGAAAUCUCUUUAAGAAAGUAUAUUUACUACUCAAAACACACCAACUAUCGCUAGAUGCCUUUCUGUUUGCUCUGAAAUUCAUGCAAGUAGAUGAUGUUGACAUUGAUGAAGUCCAGUGCAUUUUAGCUAACCUUAUUUACAUGGGUCAUAUUAAAGGCUAUAUAUCUCACCAGCAUCAAAAACUUGUUGUCAGUAAGCAGAACCCGUUUCCUCCGCUGUCAACGGUGUGUUGAGCAUUGCAUCUUAGCCGUGCAAGUACUUUUCAGAUACACAGCUUGCCCAGUGGAGCUGCUCCUAAUCAGCCAGGGAACUUUGUAAAUGACCUGGGUCGUGUCCAGGACUGGAAUACCAGGAACUGUUUAUGGCUCCUUUCCCAGAAUGACCAAGGCUGCCAGUGUAACAAAGUGCAUUGGAAUGAAAUACUCACUUUUCAGUGAUAGUUUCUGCAGGCUUUCUAGAUCGUUCAAACUAUCUCAUGAAGAAAUAAAAGCAAAGCAUUCCAAACUCCUUUCAAAGUACUUAAAAGCUUUUACGAAGUACUGUGUGUUACUAUUUCUGCAUUUAUCUUUCGGAAAAGUAUCAUCCUUUGGUACAUACAGUAAUCCAGUUUUCAGGGUGGAAAUAAUGUUUUCUUGUAUGUUUUCCACUUUCUAAAGCUCUUCGAUAAUCUUGCUGCCCUCAAAUAUGCUCUUCAAGCCUUCUCUAAAAACUAGAGAAGUUGUACUUGACACCAAAAGCUUUGCAGUUUCAGUGAUAUUUACAAGUUCAAGUAAAUUUGUGGUGUUUUUUUUUGGUCUGUAGUUGCUCAGAUAUGUUUUUGUUUUUUAAUUCCUUUAAUGUUUUGAUUAAAUUUUGUUACAAUGAGCAAAAGCAUAUCUAAGUAAUUUACCCAUACACUGUUUUAUUCUGUUUCUGGGGAAAAGACUGCCACUGGGUCCAUUGUUUUAAGUGUUCCUUGUGUGUGUGUGUUCUGUUUUUUUUUAUUAUUUUUUGGGGGUGGGGAGGAGGAAGAGUACAACAUACCUUUGUGUGUUGUGAUGGGAUAUUUUUUUUAAUAAAGAAAAUAAAACAUUUUUCCCCCUC
Molecule: messenger RNA, 2233 nt
Organism: Cygnus olor (mute swan)
Lineage: Eukaryota; Metazoa; Chordata; Aves; Anseriformes; Anatidae
Gene: PCID2
Product: PCI domain containing 2
Exons: 14
Coding region: 184-1383 (399 amino acids)
Biological process (GO): post-transcriptional tethering of RNA polymerase II gene DNA at nuclear periphery; poly(A)+ mRNA export from nucleus; transcription elongation by RNA polymerase II
Cellular component (GO): transcription export complex 2
Molecular function (GO): RNA binding; double-stranded DNA binding
Source: RefSeq, a predicted model, not a curated record